This is a messenger RNA of Oryza sativa Japonica Group (Japanese rice), 873 nucleotides long. The record is from RefSeq and is a predicted model, not a curated record. Lineage: Eukaryota; Viridiplantae; Streptophyta; Magnoliopsida; Poales; Poaceae.
AUGGCGGCGGUGUCCCUCCACGCAUCCCCGCGCGCCACUGCCGAGGAGGAGCCCGCCGCCCACCGCGCGUUCCCGUGUGCCCACGACGAGGAUGAGGAGCCCGCCGCCCACCGCGAAAGGAAAAAACGGAGGCAGCGCAACAUUCCAGUGGCUUUGCAAUCUAAUUUGGGGCCGAACACACCAGGGUCUGCGACGCUGGCGAAGGCCGGCGGUCGGGAGGCGGCGGCGGAGGAGGAGGUCGUGUUGUGGAGGGAGGACGCGAGGAGGUUCGAGACGCCCGACGGCGAGGCCUACCUCCAGUACCGCCUCCUCGCCGCCGCCCAGCCGCGCUCCUCCUCCUCCGGCGACGGCGGCGGCGGCGGCGGCGCGACGACGCCGGCAGCGGUGAUGGAGAUGGCGCACACGUACGUGCCGGGGAGCAAGCGCGGGCGUGGGCUCGCGGCGCGGCUCUGCGACGCCGCCUUCGCCCACGCGCGGGAGCGCGGCAUGCGCGUCCUCCCCACCUGCUCCUACAUCUCCGAGACUUACCUCCCUCGCAACCCGGAGUGGAACGAGCUCGUGAUCACGGAGAAAGAACCCAAACCCAGCAGCAUGUAGAAGAAAUAUUCAUGCAACUCUGCUACAAAUUAGCCACCCUAAAUAAUCAGCUAUAUAUACAGCUCAUGGAAGUGUAUCUUCUCAUAAUGUCAUAAUGCCCCUUUCAAGCCAUAUACAACGCGGAUGAUACCGCUGGGAAUGUUCAUCUUCAGUACAAGUAUAUUUCAGAAUGUAUCCGAGGACCAAAUUCUCCUAAUCUGCAGUCCUGGCAAUGUAGAAAGAGCAGUCAUUACAUUACAUUAUAUUACAUGUGGUUCUCAUCUGUACUACAUAUCA